Molecule: messenger RNA, 1337 nt
Organism: Phytophthora sojae
Lineage: Eukaryota; Oomycota; Peronosporomycetes; Peronosporales; Peronosporaceae
Exons: 1
Coding region: 49-1188 (379 amino acids)
Source: RefSeq, a predicted model, not a curated record
UUCACACUCCACACUCCUCCAGUGAGCUCACGAACUGAAGCACCAGCAAUGGCCGCCACCCUGCUAUCGUCGGGCCGCCUCGGGGUCCGCGCCCUUCAGGCGCUGUGCUCCGUGCUCGCCAUGAUCUUCACGUCGCUGGGCUACAUCAAGUUCACGUCGGGCCAGUUGAGCAGCGGCUCGGCCAUCUACACCACCAUCGCGUGCUACUCGGCCAUGCUCUGCGGACUCUACUACGUCUUGCCCGUCGGUGUGCUCAAGCUCACCUCGAGUGUGCCGAAGGUGUUGUACCAGCGCCUUGUGGACGCUGUGCUGGCCAUCGCGCUGCUGAUCGCCGGCAUCCUGCACGCCACCUCGGAGGCGGUCAAAGAAUGCUCGUCGUACAACACCAUGUUCGAGACCUACCACGGCUCGGCGCUCUUCCGCUGCGGGGACAUGACCGUCGCCAUUGUGUUGACGUUCGUGACCUGCGCGCUGUUCCUGGUGACGCUGGUCUGGAGCUUUGUGCGUGACACGUGCAAGUCGGUGAACGGUGACAACCUGCAGGCUGCUCUGGCCGAUGACGACUCGCAGGCCAAUGGCUACGCGGUGGCCAGCACUCCCGGCAAGAAGGACGGACUGUCAAGUGCGUCUGCUACCGUGGACCUUGACCUGCAGCACCCGGGACUGAAGAUCGUGCGCUGCACUGGCCGCACGCUGCAGUUCGCUUGCUCCGUCGUGGCGCUGGUGUGCAUCGUGCUGGGCUACAAGCACUACUACACGGGCCAGUACGUCGAGCCCAAGGCCACGUACGCCAUCCUCAUGGCGUACUCUGGCGUCCUGUACUCGCUGUGGCACAUGGUGGCGGUGGAGACGCUCAAGCUGUCGCGCCACCCGACGGUGGGCGUCGAGCGCUUCAUGGACGUCCUCAUCGCUGUGGCGCUAUUGGUCGCCGGCAUCCUCUUCGCCACGUCGGCCCAAGUUUCGGACUGCUCGACCACCAACUCGGAGUUCACGGCCUACCACGGCUCCACUCUGUUCCGCUGCGGCAGCAUGAACACGGGCUACGUCUUCACCUUCAUCGCCGUGGCUAUGUACGUCGUGACCUUCGCGCUGAGCUUCCUCUACCGCUCGACCUCGAGCGAGCGCAACGGGGAGAGCAACCACUCCGCCGAGACGGCCCACGCCUCGGACGUCGGUCAGCAGGUGUAAGUAAGUGAGUAUGUCUUGUCAAGCUGAACAGGCUUCAGUCCCCCAUUGGUGUCAUACCAGGCUUUCAUGUCGGCAUAGGUUGCAGUGGUUCGUCUACUGUAGACAAACUAGUGUAAGACUUGAACGAUGAAUGAAUGCUUUCAUCAGGA